Messenger RNA from Anopheles cruzii, 4827 nucleotides. RefSeq names its product histone deacetylase 6 (gene HDAC6). The coding region runs from base 136 to 3408 and encodes 1090 amino acids. The record is from RefSeq and is a predicted model, not a curated record. The transcript has 9 exons. NCBI's taxonomy places the organism in Eukaryota, Metazoa, Arthropoda, Insecta, Diptera, Culicidae. Gene Ontology annotation, biological process: chromatin organization. Gene Ontology annotation, molecular function: histone deacetylase activity; zinc ion binding. Gene Ontology annotation, cellular component: histone deacetylase complex.
GACGCACCACAUCGAUCCAUCGUUGAAACUCGCCAAUUCGAUAAAUCAAUUAACCACCUGCCUACAUUUCCCAAGCAACGCUCACGUCAGGUCGGUCAUCGUUAGAACAGAGCAGCCCUGCAAACUGGAGCAAACAUGGCCUCGAAACCCAACGUCGUAACGCGGCACGGUACCAAGAAGGGCCCAAACGUGCAGACCCGCCAGGCCGCUGCCAAGAAGGAGGACCAGCCAAGAAGGGGCCAACUCGGACAGUCCAAUAGUGUACUAACUAUAGCGGAAGCAAAAAAGAAGGGUAAAUUGAAGAUGUCACAACACGGUGGUACUAUCGUCGAUGCGAUUGGCGAUGCACAGCUGCUAGAUACCUACCACAAUGCAAAGAGUGUGAGUGAUACGAAGCGAGGCCAUACGGGGCUCGUUUACGAUGACCGUUUUGCGCUUCAUCGUUGCCUUUGGGACCCCAACUACCCGGAAUGUCCAGAGCGUUAUUUGGAGGUUACAAAGCGUGUAACACUAGAGAAAUUGAUUGAACGCUGCAUCAUCGUUAAAUCGCGAAAGGCUACAGAAGCUGAACUUGCCCUUAAGCACACAACAGAGCACGUCGAAAUGCUUAAAGCUACGAGUGGCUGCCAGGACGAAGAGAAGCUAGAAAAGCUUAGUUCGCGGUUCGAUGCAAUUUUCAUCCACCCGACGACCUAUGAAACCAGCCUUCUGUCGGUCGGUAGUACCAUCGCACUCGUCGAGAGCAUCUGUAAAGGGACGAUUCAAAACGGUAUGGCCAUUGUACGACCACCUGGACACCAUGCCAUGGCGGGAGAAUUCAAUGGCUAUUGCUUCUUCAAUAACGUCGCCAUCGCCGCUCAGCAUGCCCUGAACAAUCUCGGUAUUCGCAAGAUCCUUAUCGUCGACUGGGACGUUCAUCACGGACAGGGCACACAACGCAUGUUCUACUCUGAUCCCAGGGUGUUAUACUUUUCCAUACAUCGCUACGAGCAUGGUAGCUUUUGGCCCAACUUAAGAGAAUCGGACUUUGACUACGUUGGGUUUGGAAAGGCUACUGGCUACAAUUUCAACGUGCCUUUAAACGAAAUUGGCAAGACGAACGCAGAUUAUUUAGCUAUCUGGCACCAGCUGUUGCUUCCGGUAGCUUCAGAGUUUCACCCAGAGCUGAUAAUCGUUUCUGCGGGCUACGAUGCCGCUGUGGGCUGUCCUGAGGGUUUGAUGGAGCUAACGCCAGCCAUGUACUCACAUCUCCUCAGUCCUUUGAUGGCAUUGGCUCGUGGUCGAGUGGCAGUGGUGCUAGAGGGUGGGUACUGUCUCGAAUCACUAGCCGAAGGCUGCACCCUUACGCUCAAGACGUUGCUUGGUGACCCAUGCCCGAAGUUGGUGGAACCUCUCCAAACCCCCUCGGUAGGCGUUCAGCAGUCAAUAUUGAACUGCAUCUACAGCCACCGCAGCUAUUGGAAGUGUUUGCAACAGAAUGAGGUGUACGACCUUGAGGAAUACAACAACGUCAAUCCACAAGUCAACUUUCACAAGGUACUACAGUACUACAAUGGACCGUCAAUGGAAUGCAAGCCAACUGAUGGUGGUCAAGAACCGAAAUAUGAAACGCGCAACUGCUAUCCUGUGCUUCCUGCUGAUAAGCAAAAAAGCAUCCACGAUCGAUUGCAAAAGUUGCGUAUACUGACCGAACUCAGCUUUGCGCCCGAGCGUCUCUGCUACGUGUACGACGAGACGAUGCUCGCGCACCGUAACUAUCACGAUCCUAGCCACCCAGAACGCCCGGAACGGCUCAUCAAAAUUCACAAUCGUCUGUCGAAGGAGUAUCGACUAACAGAGCGGAUGAAACGUAUAGCAGGUCGCGCUGCCACAAAAGAGGAACUGUACCUGGUCCAUGACAAGCAGCACGUCGAGUUUAUAGAAAGUCUCGUGCAACAACAAGCUACGUUAGAGAAGAUAGCUCAGCGCUUCAAUUCGAUUUACUUCCAUCAGGAGACAUAUAACAGCGCCACUUUUGCAGCCGGUUCGGUGUUGCAAGUUGUCGACGAAGUGCUCAGUGGUCGUGCCCGCUCUGGGUUAGGCAUCGUUCGACCGCCGGGCCACCAUGCAGAACCUGACGAACCGCACGGCUUUUGUGUGUUCAACAACGUGGCCAUUGCUACCAGGUUUGCUAUCGAACGGUACUGCCUCAAACGGGUACUAAUCGUCGAUUGGGACGUCCAUCAUGGCAAUGGCAUCCAGCAUAUAUUCGAGAAGGAUCCGCGCGUACUCUACAUCUCAGUGCAUCGCUACGACCACGGUUCGUUUUUCCCGAAGAGCACCGAUGGAAACUUUGAUGUCGUCGGAUCUGGAGAGGGCGAAGGAUUUACCGUGAAUAUUCCGUGGAACCGCAAAUUCAUGGCGGAUCCUGAGUACGUAGCUGCCUUUACCACUGUCAUUUUGCCAAUUGCCUACGAGUUCCAACCGGAUCUGGUGCUGGUGUCGGCCGGCUUCGACGCGGCCAUCGGAGACCCGCUCGGUGGAUGCCGUGUUACACCGGAAGCGUACGGCUACUUCACGCAUUGGCUGUCAGCACUGGCCGGUGGUCGAAUAGUCCUUUGCCUUGAGGGAGGAUACAAUACCAACACUAUUGCGCAUGCAAUGGCGAUGUGUGCAAAGGCACUCCUCGGUGAUCCGCUACCAAUACUCCAAACUUCUGGAGCACGCAGCUCUAACGCGAGUACGGACUGUUUUGAAACAUUGCGCAACGUAGUGCGAACACAAGCCAAAUAUUGGCGCUCGGUAUGCUUCGGAAAAAAGCUUCCAAGCUUCCUAAAAGCUACAAGCAUGGCUGAUGGGGCCUCAUCUGGCGCCACGAAAAAGACGGAGAGUACGGCUGGUGGUUCUUCGUCCAAAGAGAGAGUCGAAAAGCCAUCGCAGACGCUAAGUGAAUUUUUGGAAGCGAACCUUGAGGCACUACAAAAUGAGGAAAUGUUUGCUAUCGUUCCAAGCCGUAAUUGUCCUCAUCUAAAACUGCUGAAACCUAAAACAACUCCGUCCGCCGUCGACCCCGGUAGCCCGUGCGUCGACUGCGGUACCGAUAAGGAGAAUUGGAUUUGUUUGAUAUGCUUCGGCGUGUACUGUGGACGGUACAUGGGUCAACAUAUGCUUCGUCAUGGCACGCAAACAACAGACCAUCCGUUGGCACUCAGCUUUACCGAUCUUUCCGUCUGGUGCUACAGUUGCGAUAUGUACAUAGAUCAUCCAGCACUGCACCACUACAAGUCACUUGUACACGAGGCAAAGUUUAACGAACCACUUGUCUGGACGUACGGCAGCGAUUUACUACUGGAAGUAGUUGAUGCGGGUGCUGCUGGUCGUAGCGAUAAUUCCAAGGCAGUCGACAAGAAAAAUCCGUCGACUGAUUGAUAUUGGAACCUCUCCAAAAUACUGUUCCGGGUGUUAGUGAUGUUGUUGAUGAAGCAUCUACUGUCUGCAUACUUUAAGUAGUCCAGCAGAUAGGAACUGCAUUUUGAAACCAGUUAAAUUAAUUAUUUUCCUUCUUAAUUUAUUAAUCAAACUUAGUUGAAAUGCAGGAACGGAGACAGACAGAGAAAUCAAAAUAGAGAGCACGAAAGAGAGAGAAAAUAUAUUAGAGUAGAUAACUAAACGACAGGAAGGUAGAGAAUGGAUAGUUAUUUAGCGUGUUUUGCAAGGCUCUCGCAACUAACUACGUAAAAGCGAUUUCGCACCCUGAUCAGUAAAUUGUAUAAACUCAAAUGUAGUAGUGCAAUUAGUAUCACAAUAUCUACAGAUAUCCUGGUGCAACAUCGCCUACCGGAUUAUUUAAAAAUAAUCUAUUCACCAAUAAUAUGCUAGUGCGUUGUUGUUUAUAAUCACUAAUAAAUGCUUCUGCCCAUACGCAGAUGGCAUAAUCGCUGCGGUAACCUAACCAAAGAAAAAUAUGUUACGUGUUGCAUGGCAUAGCCGGAGUGUGCAUUCUAAUUCUCAACAGCUGUAAGUAAAAGAUGGUCUAAUAUUGACCUGAUUCAUGAAACCUUUUAAAAUAUUCUGUUACUUCGACGGCUCUAACUGCUGUGUCAAGUCCGGUAUGCUAUCACAUUUAUUGAACAUUCUAUUCACAAUGCAAAGCUUUACACCAGAUAAUAUUCCCAUCGCUACGUUACAAAAAAUAAUAAGUAUUAGUAACUGAUUCUAGUGUCUAGUUCCACACGUACAUUGCAUUACCUAGUGGAGACGACUAAACUUAGUUGUUAAGAAUUUUGCACUAUUGGUUGCCGUUCAGUUCAGCAAAGCAUGACCGCACGUUCGAUGAUUUAAAACAGUAAUCCAAUAAAAAUGCAAAACCAAACCACAUACCAUGGUUAUCGAAAAUAACCGUUUUUUCGGAAUACAAUGCGAUACACAGGAGAGCAUGAUGCCCAGAAAAACCUUCAUUCCAUUUGUUUGUUACUUUCUUUUCUAUUGUGUGAAAGGAAGAAUAAGCAACACGUGGUGGUGAUGUUCACCAAUUCAUGCAAUUUGUUAGUGUUAUAUUUCCACCACCAAGUUAUGCUGUGAUAACAGAUUUAAUAUUACUAUAAUAAUCAUACAGAUGAGAUAUACAUGAAUUUAACAGCUAGAAAAAUGGAAGCUACAAAUUUAUUUUAAUUCAGAAAAAUUCCUCAGAUUUCGAAUAACAAAAUGAGUAAUAAUACUAAGAAUGCUCGCGAUGCUUUUUUGUUGCUUUAACCAAUCUUGGCAUCUGAUAUCAUGAUCAAACCAUGUGGUAACAUCCAUUCACAAGAUGUAACAACCGUGAUGGACACUGUAAAGUUCAACUACUUU